This is a messenger RNA of Erigeron canadensis, 2000 nucleotides long. Its product is annotated as pentatricopeptide repeat-containing protein At4g01400, mitochondrial. The transcript has a single exon. The record is from RefSeq and is a predicted model, not a curated record. Lineage: Eukaryota; Viridiplantae; Streptophyta; Magnoliopsida; Asterales; Asteraceae. Bases 6 to 1430 code for a protein of 474 amino acids. Gene Ontology annotation, molecular function: protein binding.
UCACAAUGAUCCCAUACUUUGUUUCUAAUCUCAACAAAUAUAUUAUCAUUAUAAAUAAAAAUCAAUCUGUUAAGAACAUAACCCUAAAAAACACUUCAGUAUUAUCAUUCCACUCAUAUUCAUCCCAUGUAUCAUCAAAUAAUAAUAAUCAAGAAUCUGGUGUUGUAACAAGUAAAGGAGUUUCAUUUCCAUCACAAUCUCAAAUUCAAAAACUCAUAUCUUCACAAUCAGACCCUUUAGUAGCCAAAGAAAUUUUCGACUUAGCCUCCACUUCAUACCCCGGUUUUUGUCAUUCCUACGCCACAUUUCAAACCCUCAUACUUAAACUCGGCCGUGCCCGCCUUUUUCCCCAAAUGAAUUCCCUUUUAUCCAGCCUUAAAUCUAGCCACCACACCGUCACGCCGUCUCUUUUUACGCAUAUUAUUCGUUUAUACGGUGAUGCUAAUAUGCCCGAUAAGGCGUUAAAGACGUUUUACACUAUACUAGAGUUUAAUGUCAAGCCACGGACGAAACAACUUAAUGUCAUUCUCGAGAUUUUAGUGCUGGAUAGGAAGUAUUUACGUCCUGCAUUUGACUUGUUUAAGGCUGCUCAUCGGUAUGAGGUUGUGCCUAACGUUGAAUCGUAUAAUAUUUUGAUGCGCGCGUUUUGUGGGAAUGGGGAUCUUAGUAUAGCGUACCGUUUGUUUAAUGACAUGUUUAAGAGAGAUGUUGUUCCGAAUGUGGAAAGUUAUCGGAUUCUGAUGCAGGGUUUGUGUAGAAAGAGUCAGGUGAAUAGGGCGGUGGAUUUGUUGGAUGAUAUGUUGAAUAAAGGGUUUGUACCCGAUUCGUUGACUUACACGACUGUGUUGAAUAGUUUGUGUAGGAAGAAGAAACUUAGGGAGGCGUAUAAGCUUUUAUGUAGGAUGAAGGUCAAAGGGUGUAACCCAGAUAUUGUACAUUAUAAUACUGUUAUUUUAGGUUUUUGUAGGGAGAACCGUGCACAUGAUGCAUGUAAGGUUCUUGAAGAUAUGCCGUCUAAUGGCUGUUUGCCGAAUUUGGUGUCUUAUCGUACUUUAGUAGGUGGUUUGUGUAGUCAGGGAUUGUAUGAUGAGGCGAAAACUUACUUGGAUUUGAUGGUUUCAAAAGGCUUUUCUCCUCAUGUGUCGGUUUGGCAUAUCUUGAUUAAUGGGUUAUUUAAUAUUGGGAAGAUUGAGGAAGCGUGUACGGUUUUGGAGGGGAUGUUGAAGAGUGGGGAAGCUCCACAUCUUGAUACUUGGAUGGAUGUAAUUAAUAGGAUUUGUGAGGUGGAAACUGAAAGAUUAGAGGAAGUGUUGAAGGUUGAAAUAGAGCCUCAUACGAGAAUAGUGGACGCAGGUGUCGGUUUACAAGAGUAUUUAUUCAAGAAGGGUCGAGCUAAUGAUAAGUUCAUAUCAAAAAGGGGAAAGGUUUAAGGGGUAUGCGUAUUAAAGAGCCUAAUUUGAGGAAUUCUGGUUGCAAAAGCCACUUCUGUGACUGAAAGUUUGAAACUUUUGUGAUUAUGGUAUGUGGGAAGCGUUCUGACUUCGACAAUGCUCUGAAUCACUUCAUGAUUUGGAUAGCAAGUGUUGCGAAGGACUUGCUAGUUUGACCAAUUGAGUGAAAUGACAAAGGAAUGUUUAUAUGAAUAUGGAGUGAAGGGGCUUGCCAGUUUGAGCAAUGGAGUGAAAUGACGGGGGACUUCUACAAAGGAUUGCUUGGUCAGGGUAUUAUAAUGAGCGAGGUAAUAGAUUGAGCCAUACAUGUUCAGCUGGUCAUUUAACAGAUGAUAACUUGUUCUUUAACAUUGAAAUUAAGUCUACAUCUUCAUUGAAGAAAUCUUCAGCCAGUUCUGUGGUGCCCAACUUUGUAAGUUUCUUAGAAGUCAUAAACAAAAUUUGUAGUGUGCUUCAAUUUGUAAGAGAACCAAUAAUAUCUGGGACGGCUGUUUUGAGUUGAUUGGAACAACUAGUUAUUGAUUUGUCAAUUUAUCUGUUUCUAACUUA